Knipowitschia caucasica is the source of this 876-nucleotide messenger RNA. The record is from the annotation of a GenBank genome assembly. NCBI's taxonomy places the organism in Eukaryota, Metazoa, Chordata, Actinopteri, Gobiiformes, Gobiidae.
AUGACGUCACAAAAGCGCAGAGACUCCGGAGAUCAGACUCUGCACUCUGACAACUUGUCCAGGAUUUUACUUUGGAACAACUGCAAGAUGUCCUCAAAUAUUUUACCAGACGAGACGGUGUUUGAAGACUUCAAAAAACAGUGUUUAGCCACAGAGAACUGGACCAACAAGUAUGACAAAAACGGAAUGCAAGUGUGGGUCGAAAUGCCCCCUCGAGCAGUGAAGACAAACAACAAGUCCAAAGUUCAUAAAAUGAAGUGCAAAAUGAUCGUUAAAGAUGUAUCUGCUGCCACAAUGUAUGAUGUUGUCCAUGAUGGAGAGUAUCGUAAGAGUUGGGACCCUACUAUGGUGGAAAGUUAUGACAUCGCACGUCUGUCAGCAAAUGCUGACAUUGGCUACUUCUCAUGGAAAUGUCCAACCCCUAUUAAAAACAGAGAUGUAGUCACGUUGCGUUCAUGGCAGGUGAAUGAGGAGGAAUAUAUCAUUGUUAACUUCUCUGUAAAGCAUCCACAAUUCCCUCCCCGCAGCGACCUUGUUCGAGCUGUUUCUAUCCUGACAGGCUAUUACAUCAAACCCCUUGGACCAAACAGCUGUACAUUUUACUACCUUUCUCAAGCCGACCCUAAAGGUGCUCUUCCCAAAUGGGUGGUUAACAUGGCAUACCAAGUUCUAGCUCCUGAUGUAAUGAAGAGUGUGCAUAAGGCAGGACAGAAGUAUCCAGAGUGGAAAAGGGAAAACUCUCCAGAACGCAAACCCUGGCUGUAUCCAGAACAGAACACCCUGCCCAUGAUGGACCCGGCUGAGCUGUCCAUUCAGAGAGGUGACUCGCUCGAGAAUAUAAAUGAGACUUCACCCGACAGUGAAGAUAGUAGCUAG